Messenger RNA from Astrephomene gubernaculifera, 1449 nucleotides. The record is from the annotation of a GenBank genome assembly. Lineage: Eukaryota; Viridiplantae; Chlorophyta; Chlorophyceae; Chlamydomonadales; Astrephomenaceae.
CACCAGUCCCUUGGGCGCACCACAACCGGUGGCGUGUGGGGCUCGUGUGACGCUCCUGGACAGGUCGCUGCCGUUAUCGGUCCUGGCGGUGAAGACAUGUCCUCGGUCCGCUCCCGAAAUAUGCGCAGUGUCGACUCCACCAAGCUGGCCUUGGAGCUCUUGGUCGAGCAGGCAACCGCGCGUGCUUCGGGUUUGCUGGAGCAGCACAAGCUCUCGCUGCCCACCAGCAGCACAACCCAAGUCACGCUGGAAAAUUUGCUUUCACGGCACGCAGCGGUCAGCACCAUCACCUUUGAGCUCGACACGGCAGUUGUCCGGGGCUCGUUUUCCAACAUCCCUGUUUGGCACGCGCUCAUGGACGACAUGGGCCUUGCUUUGGGCCUGAUCCAGGCGAACAAAGGCCUCUUCGCGCCCGCACCUGGACUUCUACAAGCUACGCGCAUGCCUGCAGUUGCUAAGGCGCCUCCCGGCUUGCGGACGGGUGUCCCCGCCAGCCAAGCUGAGGCUGUGGCUUACAGCAAGGCGACUUGGAAUUUCCGGCCAAGCACCAUGUACGUGGACGUGCACGUGAAGUCUCUGGCCUUCGUGCUCUGCGAUGACAAGCCAAAGUCGUACGGAGCGCCAGAUGUCCUGACGGCGGCAAUGGAGAGGCUGGCCCUGCAGUACGCAACGGAGAAGAGGUUUUGCGACCAUGCGCCGGAGCAGUCGGGCUGCCUGUCGCUGCUGUUGUCGGCCCAGUUCCUGAACAACUCGACCGGGCGCUGGGAGCACUUGCUGGAGCCGUGGCCGGCGGAGCUGCACCUCAGUGAUCCCAUCAACCCCGUCUUCAAGUCAAGCCGUACCAAGUAUGUCUUCGCUUCAUCCAGCGAGCUGCUGAAGCUCAACUUCCACCCCUCGUGCCUGCUGACCCUUGGGGACACGCUGGCGUUCGUACGCCGCCUGUCAAUGCGGCGGGAAGAAGCAGCUGCGGACAAUGCACGAGGGCGCAGCGAUGUAGCGACACCGGAUGCCGAGAAGCCGCCCUCAUCCCGCGAGCAGAUGGCCCUCACAGGCUCCAUCAUGUCUCGAGUUCCGCAAAGGUACCUCAUCCAAAACAUGACGGGCAUUAUGAUGUCCUACUGGGCGCCGUCAGCCGGCGACCACGCACACGCAUUGCCCAGCGCGGUUGCCAACAAGAAGCUGUUGCCGCCGGGCUGCAGCGAGGAGCUGCAGGUGACGCCCACGGCCAAGGAGGUUAAGAUAGUGGGGCCUGGCGGCGUAGUGAUUACGAGACUGCAAGCCCAGGUCAUUGUGCUGAAAUUCGAGGGCAGCUGGAUGCCUAUACCAGAUGUGUGCGUCGACGUGGUAGGCAAGUACUGCUACGACCUGCACUCGCCGCAUGACGACCGCCGGGCACCGGUUGUGGUGGACGUCGUGCUGGUGGGCCGUACCAAGAUCCUCAAGAUACAC